Molecule: messenger RNA, 1493 nt
Organism: Aspergillus alliaceus
Lineage: Eukaryota; Fungi; Ascomycota; Eurotiomycetes; Eurotiales; Aspergillaceae
Exons: 2
Coding region: 52-1470 (472 amino acids)
Source: RefSeq, a predicted model, not a curated record
UUAAGUAUAGUUAUAAGAUGUGAAACUUCGAGUUACAGGAGUAUAUCCAAAAUGAACGUCUGGUCUGGGGCCAUCGUACUGGAUGGACAAUCCCAACUCCAAGGCCUACAACUAAUUGAUAGAUCCUCUACUUGGUCUUCGGAUAUACAAAAGGACUCGACGCUAAAUCUUCGUUGCUUUGUGAACCCAGCCUUGAUACCAUUAUAUGCACGCGUUGGCCCAAACCUCGAACUGCAUACAACCGACACGCAAACAUCGCAAUGGCUAAAAAGCAGGCUACUGAGGGGUUUGUGGCUCGAAGAGGAGGACCCGGAUAAGUUUCAGACUUUGCAAUGCCCUGUCGGUCUCCUUGUAAGUAUCGAUAGUAUGGCACGGACAAAACCAGGGUCAACCACGACGGAUAUACUGGUGUACGGCGUCUUGUCAAGCACAACGUCUUUUGACUGUCCUCCCACCCCUCCAGUGUCAUCUUCAGCUAGCUCUGAUGAACCUGCCUCACGAACUAUCAGACAAAGCCUGAAAAUAUAUGCUACACCCAUUUCGUCAUCCCUCAUCAGCAGAAUGCAAGCGCUUCCAUCCCCACAAAAUGCAAGUGGAGUUGUUAGAAAUGGGGGUCUUGCGGAAUUUCUCCCAGGCAUCCGUUCUCCGAGCCCCAAGCGUAAGCGGGUAGCAACACUGUUUGAAUCAGUUGCACGACAUCAUAAGAGGGUGAGGCAGAAAGGAGGGGAGGGGGUAUCUCAGUUGAUGGCGCACUCGCACUCUCAGUCAUCACAACAGUUACAUACUCUUCAGAUCAAACGAGAAUCAGAAGAACCUAAUCCUCCUAUAGUAGACCGAAUUGCAUUACAAAGUUCACGGUCUCUCUCAUCUGGGACAAACCUGCACCACGGCAAACCUUCAGAGCUUCGCACAGAGAACUCUAGGCCCAGCAGCAACCGGGGGCAUCCACGUGAAUUCAUCAAGAGGAAUACGCCAAACCCAUUCAUAGAACCUUCUCUGCGAAAGGAGAGGGAGGCCUCACCGACGUUGCCGCCGUCUGAUGGAAAGUUAGAGUCCUCAAAUGCGCUCAAGGAUACUGAAGAUAUCAUUAUUGAAAAUAAGAACACUAUUUCUCGUACGAUAUUAACUUGCAUGCGGCUGUAUGGAUUCAACCGUCCGACCACACGAUCUGGAUCUUCGAGCAAGAAUCCAGUUAAUCACGACGUGGUUCCUUCUCACGCUGAAGAGAAAGAUCCUCGCAUAGCAGCUGCUGCAGCACCUCUGGCCACCUCGACCUCCAAUGCCGAUGAGGAUGAGUUCAAAGCGAUGUACCAUGCGACAUAUCGCGCGUCUAGCUUCGCCCUACGCAAGUAUCUAAAAGAGGCGCCUAUGAGCGAAGGCAGCUUGAAGUCUUUACCGCCUUUGCUAGACAAAGCAAGGGCGAUGACUUAUAUUGAUGAGUUUUUAAGGCUAUUCUGUGAGGAAAACUAAAGCUGUCUGGUACGGCUAAAUGA